AUGUCUUUCAGUGAAUUGCACAAGGAGACCGAGACGCAGCUUCUGUCCGAGGUGGACAAGAUCUGCGAGGGGUUCGUCGUGGGCCCCGAGAAGCUCGCGGAACUGACUUCGUACUUCAUCGAGCAGAUGGAGGCAGGGUUGAAAGCAGGGGACUCGGAGCUCGGGCUGCCCAUGAUCCCCUCUUAUGUCACGGGGAAGCCAGACGGUACCGAACAAGGUGUCCUGCUCGCUGCUGAUUUGGGCGGGUCCAAUUUCAGAGUGUGUUCUGUCACGCUGAACGGGGACCACACGUUCAAGAUGGAGCAGUUGAAGACCAGGAUCCCGCAGGAACUGCUGGAGGAGCAGGGGGUCACCUCCGAUGACCUGUUUGGGUACCUGGCCCGGAGAACGAAGGCGUUCUUGACAAGAAACCACCCGGAGCUGCUGAGACCGGACUCGAACGGCGCGUUGCAGCCUUUGAAGAUGGGGUUUACGUUUUCGUACCCGAUCGCUCAAACCUCGCUGAACAGCGGGACUUUGAUCCGCUGGACCAAGGGGUUCUCCAUCAAGGAUACCGUCGGGAAAGAUGUCGUCGAGCUUUUCCAAGAGCAACUCAAGAACUACGGCCUGGACAUGAUCAAUAUCGUCGCGUUGACCAACGACACGAUCGGCACCUUCUUGACGCACUGCUACACCUCGGGGACCGCGCUACAGGCAGGCAGUGGUGAAAUCUCAGAACCGGUCAUUGGUUGUAUCUUCGGUACGGGGACCAACGGGUGCUACAUGGAGAAACUGGACAAUAUCGAGAAAUUACCUGCCAAAUUGAAGGCAAGCUUGAAGAAGGAGGGGAAGGACGAAAUGUGUAUUAACACAGAAUGGGGGUCCUUCGAUAACGAGUUGAAACACUUACCAACCACCUGCUACGACACAGACAUCGACCAGAAAUUCUCUCCCAACCCUGGGUUCCACCUGUUCGAGAAACGUGUCUCCGGGAUGUACUUGGGGGAAAUCCUACGUAACGUGUUGGUCGACUUGCACUCCCGGAAACUGCUUCUACAACAGUACCGCACGCACGACCAGUUGCCCCACAGACUCAAGACCCCCUUUGAAUUGUCCUCGGAGGUCCUUGCAAGAAUUGAAAUCGAUGACUCAACAACUCUAAGGGAAAUCGAACUCUCGUUCUUGCAAUCCCUGAGACUACCGACGACGUACCCAGAACGGAAGGCCAUUCAAGCGUUAGUCCGUGCGAUCACAAGAAGGUCCGCGUACUUGGCCUCGGUGCCCAUCGCAGCCAUCUUGAAGAAGACAGGCGCCCUAGAGAAGAGGUACCACGGAGAAGUCGAGAUCGGAUGCGACGGGUCAGUGGUAGAGUACUACCCUGGGUUCAGAUCCAUGCUGAGACACGCGCUCGCAUUGUCACCCUUGGGGCCAGAAGGUGAAAGAAAGAUCCACUUGAGAAUCUCAAAGGACGGGUCCGGUGUCGGUGCCGCCCUGUGUGCCCUGGUCGCUUGA
This is a messenger RNA of Huiozyma naganishii CBS 8797, 1491 nucleotides long. RefSeq names its product putative glucokinase (gene EMI2). The record is from RefSeq and is a predicted model, not a curated record. The transcript has a single exon. Gene Ontology annotation, biological process: glucose 6-phosphate metabolic process; glycolytic process; intracellular glucose homeostasis. NCBI's taxonomy places the organism in Eukaryota, Fungi, Ascomycota, Saccharomycetes, Saccharomycetales, Saccharomycetaceae. The coding region runs from base 1 to 1491 and encodes 496 amino acids. Gene Ontology annotation, cellular component: cytosol; mitochondrion. Gene Ontology annotation, molecular function: glucokinase activity; fructokinase activity; mannokinase activity.